AUGACUCGUUCCAUGAUCCAAAGUGAGAGUGCCUGGGAUUCCGCGGUCUUGUUUAUCGAAGAGGUGAUGUUGGCUAAAGAGGCGGCGGAACGGAACGGAAGAGUAAAAGCACUCUCCCAUUCCGCAGAGUAUCACUCACAUCCUGGAUUUGGUUGUUGGUUAUCAGGAGUAGAUAUAAAUACUCAACAGUCUUUUGAAGCCUUAUCAGAGAGAGCAGUUGCUGUUGUGGUAGACCCCAUCCAAUCAGUGAAAGGAAAAGUAGUCAUUGAUGCAUUCCGCCUCAUUAACCCUAAUAUGAUGGUUCUUGGUCAGGAGCCUAGGCAGACCACAUCGAAUUUGGGCCACCUUCAAAAACCAUCAGUGCAAGCUCUCAUUCACGGACUUAAUCGCCACUAUUACUCUAUCAGCAUAAACUACAGGAAGAAUGAAUUGGAGCAGAAAAUGCUGUUAAAUCUCCACAAAAAGUCCUGGAUGGAUGGCCUAACCCUUUCAGACUACAAGGAGCACUGUUCUAUCAAUGAAACUACAGUCACAGAUAUGUUGGACUUAGCUAAAAAUUACAAUAAGGCAUUAGAAGAUGAGGAGAAAAUGACCCCUGAACAACUAGCUAUUAAGAAUGUAGGCAAACAGGACCCCAAGAGGCAUUUAGAGGAGAAAGUUGAUGUCCUGAUGUCAAACAAUAUAGUACAGUGUUUGGGAGCAAUGCUUGACACAAUGGUGUUUAAAUGA
Molecule: messenger RNA, 729 nt
Organism: Arctia plantaginis
Lineage: Eukaryota; Metazoa; Arthropoda; Insecta; Lepidoptera; Erebidae
Source: the annotation of a GenBank genome assembly